UCGUAUCCACUCCUCUCCAGUCUCCCCGCCGCUCCGCAUCCCGCAGCCGCUCGUCAGCGACGGACAUGGCCGCCGCCGCCGCAGCCAUGGCCACCGCCACCUCCGCCACGGCAGCGCCGCCGCUCCGCAUUCGCGACGCCGCGAGGAGGACCCGCCGACGCGGCCACGUUCGCUGCGCCGUCGCCAGCGGCGCGGCCGAGGCGCCCGCGGCGCCCGGGGCGCGGGUGUCGGCGGACUGCGUCGUGGUGGGCGGCGGCAUCAGCGGGCUCUGCACCGCGCAGGCGCUGGCCACAAAGCACGGCGUCGGCGACGUGCUCGUCACGGAGGCCCGCGCCCGCCCCGGCGGCAACAUCACCACCGCCGAGCGCGCCGGCGAGGGCUACCUCUGGGAGGAGGGGCCCAACAGCUUCCAGCCUUCCGACCCCGUCCUCACCAUGGCCGUGGACAGCGGGCUCAAGGACGAUCUCGUGUUCGGGGACCCCAACGCGCCGCGGUUCGUGCUGUGGGAGGGGAAGCUAAGGCCGGUGCCGUCCAAGCCCGGCGACCUGCCGUUCUUCGACCUCAUGAGCAUCCCCGGCAAGCUCAGGGCCGGCCUUGGCGCGCUCGGCGUUCGAGCGCCACCUCCAGGGCGUGAGGAGUCGGUGGAGGACUUCGUGCGGCGCAACCUCGGCGCGGAGGUCUUUGAGCGCCUCAUUGAGCCUUUCUGCUCAGGUGUGUAUGCUGGUGAUCCUUCAAAGCUCAGUAUGAAGGCUGCAUUUGGGAAGGUGUGGAGGCUGGAGGAUACUGGAGGUAGCAUUAUUGGUGGAACCAUCAAAACAAUCCAGGAGAGGGGGAAAAACCCCAAACCGCCGAGGGAUCCCCGCCUUCCAACGCCAAAGGGGCAGACAGUUGCAUCUUUCAGGAAGGGUCUGACUAUGCUCCCGGAUGCUAUUACAUCUAGGUUGGGUAGCAAAGUCAAACUUUCAUGGAAGUUGACAAGCAUUACAAAGUCAGACAACAAAGGAUAUGCAUUAGUGUAUGAAACACCAGAAGGGGUGGUCUCGGUGCAAGCUAAAACUGUUGUCAUGACCAUCCCAUCAUAUGUUGCUAGUGAUAUCUUGCGGCCACUUUCAAGUGAUGCAGCAGAUGCUCUGUCAAUAUUCUAUUAUCCACCAGUUGCUGCUGUAACUGUUUCAUAUCCAAAAGAAGCAAUUAGAAAAGAAUGCUUAAUUGACGGAGAGCUCCAGGGUUUCGGCCAGCUGCAUCCGCGUAGUCAGGGAGUUGAGACUUUAGGAACAAUAUAUAGCUCAUCACUCUUUCCAAAUCGUGCUCCAGCUGGAAGGGUGUUACUUCUGAACUACAUAGGAGGUUCUACAAAUACAGGGAUUGUUUCCAAGACUGAAAGUGAGCUGGUAGAAGCAGUUGACCGUGACCUCAGGAAGAUGCUGAUAAAUCCUAAAGCAGUGGACCCUUUGGUCCUUGGCGUCCGGGUAUGGCCACAAGCCAUACCACAGUUCCUCAUUGGCCAUCUUGAUCAUCUUGAGGCUGCAAAAUCUGCCCUGGGCAAAGGUGGUUAUGAUGGAUUGUUCCUCGGAGGGAACUAUGUUGCAGGAGUUGCCCUGGGCCGAUGCGUUGAAGGUGCAUAUGAGAGUGCCUCACAAAUAUCUGACUACUUGACCAAGUACGCCUACAAGUGAUCAAAGUUGGCCUGCUCCUUUUGGCACAUAGAUGUGAGGCUUCUAGCAGCAAAAAUUUCAUGGGCAUCUUUUUAUCCUGAUUCUAAUUAGUUAGAAUUUAGAAUUGUAGAGGAAUGUUCCAUUUGCAGUUCAUAAUAGUUGUUCAGAUUUCAGCCAUUCAAUUUGUGCAGCCAUUUACUAUAUGUAGUAUGAUCUUGUAAGUACUACUAAGAACAAAUCAAUUAUAUUUUCCUGCAAGUGACAUCUCAAUCGUCAGCAAAUUCAGUUACUA
This is a messenger RNA of Oryza sativa Japonica Group (Japanese rice), 1947 nucleotides long. Lineage: Eukaryota; Viridiplantae; Streptophyta; Magnoliopsida; Poales; Poaceae. The record is from RefSeq and is a predicted model, not a curated record.